Boeremia exigua is the source of this 1550-nucleotide messenger RNA. RefSeq lists its product as uncharacterized. The record is from RefSeq and is a predicted model, not a curated record. Lineage: Eukaryota; Fungi; Ascomycota; Dothideomycetes; Pleosporales; Didymellaceae. Bases 269 to 1327 code for a protein of 352 amino acids. The transcript is spliced from 4 exons.
GUUUGCUUGCGACAUAAUCUGUGCCAGCGACAACGUCAAAUCCCAGUCCUGUGUCACCGGAUAGGGUUUCCACAAGGUCUGCGACGAUCUGAGAUUAAGAUCUAUCACUGAAUCUAGCACAAGCUUAGGGAAGCUCUCGUCAUUGUGGUCAUAUGUGCCUAGAUGUAGUACUCAGAUGAUUUAUGCCUAACCAAGGAUCUUGCGAUUCCAUAUAACAUGUCAUAGAAAUCCGCCCGCUGAGCUGCCGACGUGGCGAGUCCGGUUGCGGAUGGUGGCAUUUAACCGCACCAAAGUUUUGAAGGUCAUCGUGCUGGUGUUUCUCAGCGUGGCUAUCUAUAACUUCCUUGAACUCAACGUCCAGAUAUUCACCACUUUUAAGCGACGCAAAGGCCUCUAUUUCUGGAGUUUUACUGUCGCAACAUGGGGCAUUCUCUUCAAUUCGAUCGGAUAUCUCCUCAAGCAUCUUGAGGUGACACAAGAAGGCAAUAUCUACGCAACCAUCAUCUUGAUCGGAUGGUGCUCAAUGAUCUCUGGUCAAUCCGUCGUUCUGUAUUCACGAUUGCACAUCGUGAUGCACAAUGCGAAACGAUUGCGGGCCGUGUUGAUCAUGAUCGUUACCAAUGCUAUAUGGCUCCACAUACCGAUCAUCAUCUUGGUCUAUGGUGCCAAUUCGGAUAACCCCGGUCCUUUCGAAGGGCCAUAUUCCGUAUAUGAGAAGAUACAGUUGACUGUAUUUGUUGCUCAAGAGCUCAUAAUCUCCGGUUUCUACGUGACUGUGCUCUACCACCUAAUAUAUGUCAACGUCUUGGUCAUGCUUCUAGACUUCAGCAUCAUUGGCCUCGAGUUUGCAAACCUAUACGAAAUCCAGACCGCUUGGAAACCCCUCGUUUACAGCAUCAAACUUAAGCUUGAGUUCAGCAUCCUCAACCGCCUCGUCGAACUCACCAGGAGCGCCCGAAAUGGGAACUCUCACUCGUAUAGCAAUGCAACCACAUCUGGUGCUGUAGCACUUGGGACUAUCAAAUGCAACGAUACAUAUCAAGAACGGUCGGUCGCGCGGGGUGCAGAUCAGAGAUGCAAUUGGGAGGUACACGUGGGAGGUGGAAAGGAGGCUGGCACUACGAUUCCUGCAAGGGUGGUCAAGACCACUGAAGUCAAGAUACAGAGUCACUCUCGUAGGAGAAGUGACGCGAGUCUGACCGAGAGUAAGACGGAAAUGUUGCAUGAAGCAGCCGCACAAGAUGGAAACGACAUAGAAAGAGAUGCCUCUUCGUUAGUAUCAUUGGAUGUCACUUACAGAAAGUACGCGAAUCCGGUAUGGCAAUGACCUAAGCAAAUCCACAUUUACAAUCAUUAUCCUCCUACAAUAGAUAGAAGUAUAAUUUAUAAAAACACUAGCAUAUUUGUAUUAAUAGAAUACUAAGCUUAUGCUGUAACGCCGUAGUACUGAGCUACCAAGCCAGGCAAGCUAAAAAGGUAUCACGACUUACACAAUAGUAAGUCCUCACUUAGCACAAUUUAUAUUACUAGGAUCCUAAGUUAUAUAAGAU